This is a messenger RNA of Budorcas taxicolor (takin), 4822 nucleotides long. It is a transcript of the gene FADS3, whose product is annotated as fatty acid desaturase 3. The transcript has 12 exons. The coding region runs from base 150 to 1481 and encodes 443 amino acids. Gene Ontology annotation, biological process: lipid metabolic process. Gene Ontology annotation, molecular function: oxidoreductase activity, acting on paired donors, with oxidation of a pair of donors resulting in the reduction of molecular oxygen to two molecules of water. Gene Ontology annotation, cellular component: membrane. The record is from RefSeq and is a predicted model, not a curated record. NCBI's taxonomy places the organism in Eukaryota, Metazoa, Chordata, Mammalia, Artiodactyla, Bovidae.
CCGGCGCACGCUCGUACGGAGGCCGCAGCGGCAGGGCGGGGCCGCGGAGCAGCGGGUGGCGGCGGAGGCAGUCUCCGAUCGCUGCCUCGCUCCCCUCGGGGUCUCUGCUCGGCGAGGUCCCGGGUUCGCGAGGACUUUUGCGAGCAGCCAUGGGCGGCGUCGGGGAGCCAGACCGGGAACCUGCGCAGCGGGGGGCGCCGCUGCCCACCCUCCGCUGGGAGCAGGUCCGCCGGCACAACCUGCCAGGCGACAAGUGGCUGGUGAUUGAGCGUCGCGUCUACGACAUCAGCCGCUGGGCACAGCGACACCCGGGGGGCAGCCGCCUCAUCGGCCACCACGGCGCCGAGGACGCCACGGAUGCCUUCCACGCCUUCCACCAGGACCUCAGUUUUGUGCGCAAGUUCCUGCAGCCUCUCCUGAUUGGAGAGCUGGCCCCAGAGGAGCCCAGCCAGGAUGGACCCCAGAAUACCCAGCUGAUCGAGGACUUCCGAGCCCUGCGCCAAGCGGUCGAGGACAUGAAGCUGUUUGAAGCCAAGCCCGCCUUCUUUGGUCUCCUGCUGGGCCACAUCCUGGCCAUGGAGGUGCUCGCCUGGCUCAUGAUCUACCUGCUCGGCCCCGGCUGGCUGCCCAGCACCCUGGCCGCCCUCAUCCUGGCCAUCUCCCAGGCCCAGAGCUGGUGUCUGCAGCACGACCUGGGCCACACGUCCAUCUUCAGGAAUUCCCGAUGGAACCACUUGGCCCAGCAGUUUGUGAUGGGGCAGCUGAAGGGCUUCUCUGCGCACUGGUGGAACUUCCGCCACUUCCAGCACCACGCGAAGCCCAACAUCUUCCACAAGGACCCGGACGUGACUGUGGCGCCUGUCUUCCUUUUGGGGGAGUCGUCCGUCGAGUACGGCAAGAAGAAGCGCAGAUACUUGCCCUACAACCACCAGCACCUGUACUUUUUCCUGAUCGGCCCGCCGCUGCUCACGCUGGUGAACUUCGAAGUGGAAAAUCUGGCCUACAUGCUGGUGUGCAUGCAGUGGACGGACUUGCUCUGGGCCGCCAGCUUCUACGCCCGCUUCCUCUUGUCCUACGUCCCCUUCUAUGGCAUUCCUGGGGCGCUGCUCCUCUUUGUGGCUGUCAGGGUCCUGGAGAGCCACUGGUUCGUGUGGAUCACACAGAUGAACCAUAUCCCCAGGGAGAUUGGCCAUGAGAAGCACCGGGACUGGGCCAGCUCUCAGCUGGCAGCCACCUGCAACGUGGAGCCCUCACUCUUCAUCGACUGGUUCAGUGGACACCUCAACUUCCAGAUCGAGCAUCAUCUCUUCCCCACGAUGCCGAGGCACAACUAUCGCAAGGUGGCCCCGCUGGUCAAGGCCCUGUGCGCCAAGCACGGCCUCAGCUACGAGGUGAAGCCCUUCCUCACUGCCCUGGUGGACAUCGUCAGGUCCCUGAAGAAGUCUGGCAAUGUGUGGCUGGAAGCCUACCUCCACCAGUGAUGACCGCAGCGCCCGGGGCCCCAGCAGCCACCAAGCCACCCAGACAGGCUUCCUCACCUGCCCCACCUCGCCCUGCCUCAGGCUGGAGGCCCUGUUUGUUCUCUUGGGGCCCCUCUCGGUCUGCUCCACAGCCCUGUGACCAUGGCUCUAGACCCACUAGGACCAGGGCCAGGGGCAUAGUGUAUAAAGACACAGUGAGCGUGACAUGUUUUCCUAGAGCAAAAAUUUAGGGGGAAAAUGUUAUUUUUAUAUAAAAACAAACCCAGGUAUGUUACGGAGUAGAUAUUUGCAUGGAUUUUGGGACUGGAGUUCAGGUCCUUGGGCCAUCAGGGUGUUGGGAGGUGAGAGGGGGUGGUGGUGGAUGGUGGCUUUCCGAGUUGACCUCUGCUCUGGGUCAGGGAGCUGGCAUCUGCCCCGGGCUCAGAUGCCCUGAGGGCCUGGUCCCUUCCUGUUCUUCACCCAGUCACCAGCAACCUUGGUAGUUCACUCCAGGCUCAUCCCACUUUACUCCUUUGCAUAGCUGGACAGGGAGGCUUCCCUGGUGGCUCCGUGGUGAAGAACCCGCCUGCCAGUGCAGGAGACACAGGUUCAAUCCCUGGGUGGAGAAGAUUUCUUGGAGAAGGAAUUGGCAAACCACUGCAGUAUUCUUGCUUGGGAAAUCCCCUGGACAGAGGAGCCUGGUGGGAUAGGGUUGCAGAAAGAGUCAGACUAGACGUAGCGAUUAAACAACAGAGACCGGCGGCAGAUGGGAGCUGAGGGCCAUGUAUGCGGGCACCCCCAGAUCGCAGGAGGCACCCCUGUCCGGCAUCUGCAUUGGCCUGAUGGCCGAGGGGCCUUAUAGGGCCACUGGCGGGGGUCUGCUGCUGAGCUCAGAAGUAUACCUGGCAUCACAGCAGUGAGCGGGUCCACAGGAGGUGAUCGGGAUCUCCCCCUGCCCCAUGUCUGCCCGGGACCUGGUGCUGGUUUCCAACUGCUGCAGUGAACCGUUCAAGCAGGACCCCUGUGUGUGUGUGUAUUAAUUUUGCUUCAGUUGUAUCUGUCUCUUUGUGACCCUAUGGACUGUAGCCCGCCAGGCUUCUCUGUCCAUGGGAUCCUCCAGGCAAGAAUACUGGAAUGGGUAGCCGUUCCCUUCCCCAGGGGUUCUUUCUGGCCCAGGGAUUGAACCCAGGUUUCAAUUGCAGGCAGAUUCUUUACUGUCUGAGACACCUGGAAGCCCAAAGACCCCCGGAACGGGGCUCUUUCUGUCCCUGGAGUCUGAGAACAAGGCGUGGUCCUUCACUGAGCCUUGGGCUCCUCAUCUGGAAAAUGGGUGUUGGCCUGAGCCUGUGGUGUUUGGACACUUUUUGGGGGGGUGGUUCCUGAAGGUGGGAAGUAGGGAGAGCCAGGCUGCUGGACCCCUCUGCUCAGCAGCUCCAAACCGAGUAGAAGGUUUCAUUAGAAGAAGUGUCAGCAGAUUGAGAAAAAAUGGAAACGCUGAGCUAGGAUUUCUCUGAGGGACUUUCUGGCCCAGGGGCUGGAGUCUCCCCACCAGCUGCAGGAUUGCCCCCCCCACUGUUUGUCCCCAGGGCCCCAGACUGGGUUCCCUACAGGAAGUGGAAGGGGGCAGGUUCUUGUUCAGUCUUUCCCUGGACCUCCAGUCUCACCCUGACCCACUCCACACCGUGUCCAGCUUUUCUCUUGAGUGGGCAGCCAGGAGGGAAAGUCCUGGACUCCAGGCUGUGACCUUGGGGAAGUUAUGCAGUCUCUUGGAGUGGUAGUGUGACCUCCUAGGGUGACAGAAGAGAUACCUGUGGAAGGCUUUUUGCUGAGAGCCUGCAGCAACAGGGCGGAGCCAUUUAUCUUAAAAAUGUGUGCAACCCAUGGCCCUGGGGCCAUCACAAGCUCUCACCUGGGACAAGCUCUCACCUGGGACAAGCUCUCACCUGGGACGAGCACAUGGCUGCCUCCCAGCCUGUUUUGUCCUUGAAAGGUACCUCCUACCUUGAAAGUAAGUCCCACUUUCAGGGCCCCUGCCCAGGCUGUUUGUUCUCCGGCUGACUCCUGAUGCCCUGUGGGCCCUGGGAUGGUAGUCCCCCAGGGCAGAUGGCCAGUGCCUUUCCUAUAGCGACCCUGAUGCCCUUACCAGGGAAAUACUACCACAUGGAUGGAGGAGCCUGGUAGGCUACAGUCCGUGGGGUCGCACUGAGUCGGACGUGACUGAAGCGACUUAGCAGCAGCAGCAGCAGCAGCAGCAGCAGCAGACUCAGGGUGAGCACGCGCCCCUGCACGCGCCCCGCCCAGCUGAGCCUGCAGCUCCACCCAGGGGCACCUGGAAUAGCUGCACCAAUGUGGAGCAGGUCGUGCUCCGUGCUGCCCCUGGUGGUGGCCGAGGGCAUUGCGCCCUCACGUCUGCAAAUGGGUAGUUGCCUAGGAAUAACUUGUUUAAAGGACCAAGUGAUUUUGGGUUCCAGAAUCACUGCGAACAGUGACUGCAGCCACGAAAUUAAAAGAUGCUUGCUCUUUAGAGGAAAAGCUAUGACAAACCUAGAUGUGUUAAAAAGCAUAGACAUCACUUUGCUGACAAAGGUCCAUAGUCGAAGCUAUGGUUUUUCCAGUAGUCAUGUAUGCAUGUGAGAGUUGGAACAUAAAGAAAGCUGAGUGCCAAAGAAAUGAUGCUUUCGAACUGUGGUGCUGCAGAAGACUCUUGAGAGUCCCUUGGACUGCAAAGAGGUCAAACCAGUAGAUCCUGAAGGAAAUCAGUCCUGAAUAUUCAUUGGAAGGACUGAUGCUGAAGCUGAAGCUCCAGUACUUUGGUCACCUGAUUCGAAGAGCCGACUCAUUGGAAAAGACCCUGAUGCUGGGAAAGAUUAAGGGCAGGAGGAGAUGGGGCGACAGAGGAUGAGAUGGUUGGAUGGCAUCAUUGACUGAAUGGAUGUGAAUUUGGGCAAACCCCUGGAGAUGAUGAAAGACUGGUAAUCCUGAUGUGUUCAUGGGGGUUGCCAAGAGUCAGACACAACUUAGUGACUGGUCAACAACAAAAGGACCCCUGGGGAAGCCCCCUGGCCUCAGUUAGCUAUCCCAUUGCCUACUGCCUGGAAUCCUUCACUGGUGGGUCACCUUUGCCCUUGUUCCUCCCUGUCCCUUAUGCUAGAAUCCCUGGGGCCAAGUCAUCCACACUUCUCCCUAGCUGAGUUUCCCCUUUGUCUGUAGGUUUCUUUUGCAGUCUCAGGGCCUGGGCCCGGUCUGUGCAAAGGAGGGAAGGGCCUUGGUAGAGCCACUAAGAAAAGCAGUGUCCCUGCUUUAUGAUCUGCACAGUCUUGGGCCCAGAAGAAAAGCAAAAGUCUUUAGGGAAGCCUUGUUCA